AUGAAAGCUAGCUUACAUGGCGUAAUUUCAAAGAAUCAAAGUGCUUUUAUUGAAGGAAGACUCAUUCAAGAAAAUGCAAUCAUUGGGUUUGAAAGGUUGCAUAGCAUGAAGAAAGGAAGAUUUGGCAAUGGUAAGAAAGUGGCCCUUGAGCUUGAUAUGUCUAAAGCCUACAAUAGAGUGGGAUGGUAUUUUAUUGAAGCUAUGAUGAAGUGUUUGGGUUAUGAUGAGAAAUGGGUCCAAAAGUUGAUGAAGUGCAUUAGCUUGGUGUCCUAUUCAUUCUUGAUUAAUGGGACUAUCCAAGCUGAAAGAGCUAAUCAACUCCAUGGUCUCAAGUUUGGUAAGAAUGGUCUUAGACUCUCUCAUUUAUUCUUUGUGGAUGAUAGCUUUAUCUUUUUUGAUGCUUUUUUGGUUGAAGGCAAAGUAUUGGCAGUAAUACUAGCAACUUAUGCUAAACUUUUAGGCCAAUAUAUUAACUUUGACAAGUCUGAGUUGUGUAUUGGAAAACAAGUACAAAAAGAGGAAGGGGCUACUAUUGCAAACUUCUUAGGCGUUAAAUUGGUGGAGUGCCAUGCUACUUAUUUGGGAAUGCCUGCCUUUGUAGACCGAAGGAAAAGGGAUGUCUUUGCUAGCCUAAAAACUAAAGUUUGGAACAAACUUCAAAGCUGGAAGUCUAACCUAUUUUCACAAGCAGACAUGGAAAUCCUUAUCAAAGCAGUCAUACAAGCCUUACCUUGUUACAUCAUGAGUUGUUUCAAGUUACCCAAACGUCUUCUUUAUGAGUUACAAUCCAUGGAAGCUAGAUUUUGGUGGGGGUCUACUACAAAUAAGAGAAAGAUGCAUUGGUGUAAAUGGAAUCAUUUAUGUAAGUGA
This is a messenger RNA of Humulus lupulus (European hop), 870 nucleotides long. RefSeq lists its product as uncharacterized. The record is from RefSeq and is a predicted model, not a curated record. The coding region runs from base 1 to 870 and encodes 289 amino acids. The transcript is spliced from 2 exons. Lineage: Eukaryota; Viridiplantae; Streptophyta; Magnoliopsida; Rosales; Cannabaceae.